Molecule: messenger RNA, 7801 nt
Organism: Chionomys nivalis (European snow vole)
Lineage: Eukaryota; Metazoa; Chordata; Mammalia; Rodentia; Cricetidae
Product: probable ubiquitin carboxyl-terminal hydrolase FAF-X
Exons: 45
Coding region: 77-7648 (2523 amino acids)
Biological process (GO): protein deubiquitination; cell migration
Cellular component (GO): cytosol; nucleus
Molecular function (GO): cysteine-type endopeptidase activity; cysteine-type deubiquitinase activity
Source: RefSeq, a predicted model, not a curated record
GGAAGAAUGAAAGCUUGAAUUUAUUUGGACAACUCCAUAAACAGACAAACUAGCAAAGGUCUGUUCUUUGGUGAUCAUGACAGUCAUGAGUCGUGGCUCUCCAGUAGGAGGGAAUGAAAACCAGGGACAGGCUCCUGAUGGGCAGUCUCAGUCUUCUUUCCAAAAGAACCAGGUCUCAUCAUCUGACUCUUCCAAUGAGAAUUCUCCAGUGACUCUUGCAGAUGAACAAGGUCAAGGUGAUGCUCCACCACAGCAUCAAGAUGAAGAUCUUUCAUUCCCCCAUGCUGACCUGGCAAAGUUGGAAGAUAUGGUCAACAGACCUCAAUGGGUGUUUCCUGUUGUGUCAAAGGGAGAAUUAGAAGUACUUUUAGAAGCUUCUAUUGAUCUUAGUAAAAAAGGCCUUGAUGCUAAAAGUGAAGCUUGUCAGCGUUUUUUUCGAGAUGUUUUAACUGUAUCUUUUACCAAAAUCCUUAUGGAUGAGGCACUGAGUGGAUGGAAAUUUGAAAUUCAUAGGUAUAUUAUUAACAAUACCCAUCGCCUAGUGGAGCUUUGUGUGACGAAGUUGUCUCAGGACUGCUGUCUGUUUCUAGAACUUCUAGCAAUGGCCUUAAAUCCUCAUUGCAAAUUUCAUAUCUGUAAUGGUGCAUGUCCUUGUGAAUCAGUGUCCUCAAGUGUUCAGUUUCCUGAAGAUGAACUCUUUGCCUGUUCUCCAGACCUACGUUUACCAAAAGGUUGGUUAGUGGAUCUUAUUAACACAUUUGGCACAUUAAAUGGUUUCCAGAUUUUGCAUGAUCGUUUCAUUACUGGAUCAGCAUUAACAAUUCAAACAAUUUCAGCUCUAAUUAAGCCUUUUGGACAGUGCUAUGAGUUUCUCACUCUACACACUUUAAGAAAGUACUUCAUCCCAGUUAUUGAGGUAGUUCCACAAUUAUUACAAAAAAUAACUAAUGAAGAACUGAAACGAGAAGCGAAGACUGAAGUGAAAAAUGAUGCCAUUUCAAUGAUUAUUAAAUCUCUAAAGAGUUUAGCCUCAAGAAUUCCAGGACAAGAAGAAACUAUUAGAAAUUUAGAAAUUCUUAGGUUAAAAAUGAUACUCAGAUUGCUGCAUAUUUCUUCUUUUAAUGGAAAGAUAUAUGCACUGAAUGAAAUUAACAGGAUGCUGUCAAGUGUAUCAUAUUAUGCACAUCAACGUGGUAAUUCUGAGGAAGAGUGGCUAACCGCUGAACAAAUGGCAGAGUGGAUACAACAAAAUAAUAUCCUAUCCAUAGUCUUACAAGAUAGUCUUCAUCAGCUACAGUAUGUGGAAAAGCUAGAGAAGAUUCUGCGUUUUGUCAUUAAAGAAAAGGCUCUUACUUUACAGGAUCUUAAUAAUAUCUGGGCAGCACAGGCAGGAAAGCAUGAAGCCAUUGUGAAGAAUGUACAUGACCUACUAGCAAAAUUAGCCUGGGAUUUUUCUCCUGAACAACUUGAUCAUCUUUUUGAUUGUUUUAAGGCAAGUUGGACAAAUGCAAGUAAGAAACAACGUCAAAAGCUUCUUCAACUGAUUCGUCGCCUUGCAGAAGAUGACAAGGAUGGUGUAAUGGCACACAAAGUAUUGACUCUUCUGUGGAAUCUAGCCCACAGUGAUGAUGUGCCUGUAGAUAUCAUGGAUCUCGCUCUCAAUGCCCACAUAAAAAUACUCGAUUAUAGUUGUCCCCAGGAUCGAGAUACACAAAAAAUCCAGUGGAUAGAUCACUUUAUAGAAGAACUUCGAACAAAUAACAAAUGGGUUAUCCCUGCACUGAAACAAAUAAAAGAGAUUUGUAGUUUGUUUAAUGAAGCACCUCCAAAUUUAAGUCGAACUCAUCAAAGUCCUCAUGUAUUUUAUCGUCGUGAUUUAAUCAGGCAACUUCAACAUAAUCAUACUUUGGUUACUUUGGUGACAGAAAAUCUUGCAACUUACAUGAACACCAUAAGAUUAUAUGCUAGAGAUUAUGAAGACUAUGACCCACAAACUGUAAGACUAGGAAGUAGAUACAGUCAUAUUCAAGAAGUCCAAGAACGACUUAAUUUCCUCAGAUUUUUAUUGAAGGAUGGUCAACUUUGGCUCUCUGCUCUCCAAGCCAAACAAAUAUGGAACUGCUUAGCAGAGAAUGCAGUUUUCUUUAGUGAUCGAGAAGCCUGUUUUAUGUGGUUUUCCAAGUUAAUGGGAGACGAUCCAGAUCUAGAUCCUGAUAUUAUUCAGGAUUUUUUUGAAAGUAAUGUGCUUCAACUUGAUCCUACUCUAUUAACCGAAAAUGGCAUAACGUGUUUUGAAAGAUUUUUCAAGGCUGUCAAUUGUCGAGAAGGGAAAUUAAUGAUAAAAAGAAGAGUCUAUAUGAUGGAUGAUUUAGACCUAAGAGGAUUAGAUUACCUUUGGGAGGUUGUGAUAAAGAGUAAUGACAAUAUUUUGAACAGAGCAAUAGAUCUUCUAAAAGAAAUACACACAAAUCUUGGUCCCAGAUUACAGGCAAAUAAGGUAGCUAUCCAUGAAGAUUUUAUUCAGACUUGCUUUGAUCACUUGAAAGCCUCAUAUGGCAUGUUGUGUGUUUUGGAUAGUGAAAAAGACAAUAUUAGUUGUACAAGACAGGAAGCCAUUCAGAUGGUUCGUGUAUUAGCGGUUUUAAGAGAGUACAUAAGUGAAUGUGACAGUGAUCAUCAUGGGGAACGAAUUAUUCUUCCUAUGUCAAGGGCAUUUCGUGGGAAACACUUGUCUCUUAUAGUUCGCUUCCCAGUGCAAGGGAGACAAGUUGAUGAUAUAGACAUAUUGUCUCAUACAAAUGAUACUAUCGGUUCUGUGCAACGCUGCAUUCUCAGUCGUAUUAAUGCCAAUGUAGCCCAUACAAAAAUUGAACUGUUUGUAGGUGGUGAGUUGAUAGAGUCUGAAGAUGACAGAAAACUAGUUGAACAAUUAAAUUUGAAAGAUAAAUCAGUAAUUACUGCCAAGCUUAUGCAAAUAAAUUCCAACAUGCCUUCAAGUCCUGAUAGCUCAUCUGAUUCUUCUACUGGAUCUCCUGGAAUCUACUGUCGUAACUACAGUGAUGUUCCCAUUCCAGAGCUGGAAAGUUGUUUACCUGGUGUGAUAAUGUCACUGCACCCCAGAUAUAUAUCUUUCCUUUGGCAAGUUGCAGACUUAGGUAGUGCGUUGACUAUGCCAGCUCUUAGAGAUGGAGCCAGAAUACUCAUGAAACUUAUGCCACCAGAUAGCACAACUAUAGAAAAAUUGAGAGCUGUGUGUUCAAAGCAUUCGAAUCUUAGAGAAAACCAACUUGGUCAGUCUCUUGACUCGCUUUUCUUUGGUUCUUCUGCCUCCCGAGUUCUAUACUUAACAGAGGUAAUUUAUACCUUGUUAAUGCCUGCUGGUGCCGCUCUUGCUGAGAUUUCCUUGGAUUUUCAGUUUCACUUCUUGAAAAGUGGUGGCUUACACCUUGUACUGAGUAUGCUGAUAGAAAAUAACUUCUUGCCAAAUACAGAUGUUGAAACUCGUAGAGAUGCUUACUUCAGUGCCCUUAAGAUAGCCAAACUAUUGUUAACUACAGUUGGCUAUGGCCAUGUCCAGGCUAUAGCAGAAGCUUGCCAGCCUGUUGCAGAUGGUACAGAUCCUAAAACACCGAUUAACCAGGUUACUCAUGAUCAAGCUGUGGUGCUGCAAAAUGCCCUUCAGAGCAUUCCUAAUCCUUAUUCUGAAUACAUGCUUAGAAAUGUAUCAAUCCGUCUUGCUCAACAAAUAUCUGAUGUGGCGUCAAGAUAUAUACCUGAUAUACAUACUAUUAGAGCUAUACAAAAAGUUGUCUGGGCAUCAGGAUGUGGAUCAUUAGAGCUAAUAUUUAGUCCAAAUGAAGAUAUCACAAAAACUUAUGAGAUGACCACCAGUACAAUUAGUAACCCAGAAGUGGAGGAUGAACAGCUUUGCUGUGAAGCUUUGGAAGUGAUGACAUUAUGUUUUGCUUUCAUUCCAACGGCUUUGGAUUCACUUACUAAAGAAAAGUCCUGGCAAUCAUUUGUCAUUGACUUACUAUUGUACUGCCCUAGCAAACCUAUACGGCAGUUGGCACAGGAGCAGUUCUUCUUAAUGUGUACCAGAUGUUGCAUGGGACAUAAACCUCUGCUGUUCUUCAUUACUCUACUCUUUACCAUUUUGGGGAGUGUCACAACAGAGAGGGGGAAAUAUUCAGAAGAAUACUUCACACUUUUGAGGCGUCUUCUCACUCAUGCUUACAACUGCAGUAUUCUUGUACCCGAUGCUGAUGUUCUUCUUAGUGAUGAAAUUGACUGGCUCAAAAGGUUUAGGGAUUAUGUUAAAGACUCAGGUGAAGCAGGUGUUGAAGAUACAGUCUUGGAAGGCCAUCUUGGAGUAACAAAAGAGUUACUAGCCUUUCAAACUCCAGAGAAAAAAUACCAUAUUGGUUGUGAAAAAGGAGGUGCUAAUCUUGUUAAAGAACUAAUUGAUGAUUUCAUCUUUCCUGCAUCUAAAGCUUACCUCCAGUAUGUGAGUAGUGGAGAACUGCCAGCCAAGCAAGCUGUUCCAGUCUGUGGUUCACCAACUACAGUUAACGCUGGGUUUGAACUACUCGUAGCCUUGGCUUUUGGCUGUGUAAGGAAUCUUAAUCAGAUAGUAAAUUGUUUGACUGAAAUGUAUUAUUUAAGCACAACAACAACAACUUGUGAAGCACUUACUGAGUGGGAAUAUCUACCACCUGUUGGACCGCGCCCACCAAGAGGAUUUGUGGGACUCAAAAAUGCUGGUGCUACUUGUUAUAUGAACUCCGUGAUCCAGCAAUUAUACAUGAUUCCUCUUAUCAGGAAUAGUAUUCUUUCAAUUGAAAACAUAGGGAGUACUAUAGAUGAUGAUACAUUCAAGGAUGAAAAGCAGGGCAGUAAGAGUCAUGUUGAUCCCAGAGAUAUAUUUGGAUAUCUUCAUCAGUUUGAAGACAAACCCACAUUAAGGAAAGUAGAAGAUAGAAAAGAGUACAACAUUGGUGUUUUAAAACACCUUCAGAUAAUCUUUGGACAUUUAGCUUCUUCUCAACUACAAUACUAUGUGCCCAGAGGAUUUUGGCAACAAUUCAGGCUUUGGGGUGAACCUAUUAAUCUUCGUGAACAACAUGAUGCAUUAGAGUUUUUUAAUUCUUUGGUGGAUAGUUUAGAUGAAGCUUUUAAAGCUUUAGGACAUCCAACCAUGAUAAGUAAUGUCCUUGGAGGAUCCUUUGCUGAUCAGAAGAUUUGCCAAGGAUGCCCACAUAAGUAUGAAUGUGAAGAAUCUUUUACAACUCUGAAUGUAGACAUUAGAAAUCACCAAAAUCUUCUUGAUUCUUUGGAACAGUAUAUCAAGGGAGAUUUAUUAGAAGGUGCAAAUGCAUAUCAUUGUGAAAAAUGUGAUAAAAAGGUUGAUACAGUAAAGCGCUUACUGAUUAAAAAACUCCCUACUGUUCUUGCUAUCCAACUGAAACGAUUUGACUAUGACUGGGAAAGAGAAUGUACAAUCAAAUUCAAUGAUUACUUUGAAUUCCCAAGAGAACUGGAUAUGGAACCUUACACAGUAGCAGGCGUCACAAGACUGGAAGCUGAUAGUGGAAAUCCAUUGACUCAUUUAAUUCAGCAGAAUGAGCAAUGUGAAAGUCAAUGUGAAAGUGUGAUAGCAGGAAGCACAAAGUAUAGACUUGUUGGUGUCCUUGUUCACAGUGGUCAAGCAAAUGGUGGACAUUAUUAUUCUUACAUCAUUCAAAGAAAUAGUAAAGACAGCGAGAGGGGUCGCUGGUUCAAAUUUGAUGACAGAGAUGUAACAGAAUGCAAGAUGAAUGAUGAAGAAAUGAUAAAGCAGUGCUUUGGUGGCGAGUACAUGGAAGAAGUAUUUGACCAUAUUAUAAAACGCAUGUCGUACAGGCAUCAGAAAAGGUGGUGGAAUGCAUAUAUUCUGUUUUAUGAACAGAUCAAUACAACUGGUGAAGACAAGAUGGUAACACAUAUAUCAAAGCUAACAAUCACAAGACCUCAUCAGAUUAUGUCACCAGCCAUUCAGAGAAAUGUGUGGAAACAGAAUGUGCAAUUCCUGCAUAAUCAAAUGCAGUAUAGCUUAGAAUACUUUCAGUUCAUUAAAAAACUGCUUACAUGUAAUGCUGUGUACUUAAACCCUGCUCCAGGACAAGAUCGUUUGCCACCUGAAGCAGAAGAUAUUACAAUGAUUAGCAUUCAACUUGCUGCUAGAUUCCUUUUUACAACUGGAUUUCAUACUAAGAAAAUAGUCCGUGGCCCUGCUGAUGACUGGUGCGAUGUGCUCUGUAUUCUUCUCCGUCACAGCAAGAAUGUACGAUUUUGGUUUGCUCACAAUGUCCUAUUUAAUGUAUCAAAUCGUUUUUCUGAGUAUCUUCUGGAGUGUCCAAGUGCAGAAGUGAGAGGUACAUUUGCAAAGCUUAUCGUAUCCAUUGCACAUUUUUCUUUGCAAGAUGGAUCUUCUCCUUCACCCUUUUUAUCACCUUUUGCAAGUCCAGCACCUUGUGGUCAGAUAUGUGAUAAUUUGAACUUGAGUGAUCGUUUACUAAAAGCUGUAUUAAAUCUCUUGAGAAGGGAAGUUUCUGAACAUGGGCGACAUUUACAGCAAUACUUCAGUUUAUUUGUAAUGUAUGCCAGUUUAGGUUUGGCAGAAAAAGCUCAGCUUCUAAAACUAAAUGUACCUGCUAUCUUUAUGCUUGUGUCUUUGGAUGAAGGGCCAGGUCCCCCAAUUAAAUUCCAGUAUGCUGAGUUAGGCAAGUUAUACUCAGUAGUAUCUCAACUGAUACGAUGUUGCAGUGUCUCAUCAAGAAUGCAGUCUUCAAACAGUGGUAAUUCCCCUCUUCCAAAUCCUUUUGGUGACCCAAAUUUGUCACAGCCCAUAAUGCCAAUUCAGCAGAAUGUGGAUGACAUUUUAUUUGUAAGAACCACUUAUGUGAAGAAAAUUAUUGAAGACUACAGCAACUCAGAGGAAACAGUCAAGUUACUUUGCUUCUGCUGCUGGGAGAAUCCCCAGUUCUCAUCUUCUGUUCUCAGCGAACUGCUUUGGCAGAUUGCAUAUUCAUACACAUAUGAACUUCGGCCACAUUUGGAUCUACUAUUGCAAAUUAUUCUGAUGGAGGAUUCCUGGCAAACUCAUAGAAUUCAUAAUGCACUUAAAGGAAUUCCAGAUGAUCGAGAUGGGCUGUUUGAUACAAUUCAGCAUUGUAAGAAUCACUAUCAAAAAAGAGCAUAUCAGUGUAUUAAAUGCAUGGUAACUCUCUUUAACAGUUGUCCUGUUGCCUACCAAAUCUUACAGGGUAAUGGAGAUCUUAAAAAGGAAUGGACUAGGGCAGUAGAAUGGCUCAGAGAUGAACUUGAAAGAAGAACAUAUUCUUGUAAUCCUCACUGCACUUACAGCAACUCUUCUCCUCCAAUACAAAGCAAUGAAACAUCAAAUGGUUAUUUUUUAGAGAGAUCUCAUAGUGCAAAAAUGACACUUGCAAAAGCCUGUGACCUGUUUCCAGAAAAGAAUUAUGUACCUGAACAGUCAUAUUCAAAUCGAGGAGCACAUCUCUUGAAUAACCCUCAGAAAAACGAUGAACCACAAGAAACUUAUGAAAGCAAUGAAGAAGUAUCUUCACCUCUAACAAAGGAUCAGUGACACACAAAUAAAUAACUGGUUUGUUGUGUCGGUGCAUUUUGGCCUUAUAUGCAGAGCUUUUUCUGUGCCUGCUUAGUAUUUAAAACUAUAAAAAGCGAUUCCAAACAAACAUGGAGUUGGAAGUAUUUGUUCGUGUUUAUUGUGAUUAUAUAA